CCCACGCAGGCGUACUGGCUGGGUUUCGGGGCGAGGGAGGGUUGGCCUGGCUUGCGCAUGCGCCUUUUGCAUCGCUCCCUGCCUUUCCUCUCCGCCUGUUCCUGGAGGACCCGGAACCAUGAACAUGGCCCAAGGCACCGUGGGCAGCGACCCGGUCAUCCUGGCCACGGCCGGCUACGAUCACACCGUCCGGUUCUGGCAGGCCCACAGUGGGAUUUGCACCCGGACGGUCCAGCACCAAGACUCGCAGGUCAACGCCCUGGAGAUCACCCCGGACCGCACCAUGAUCGCAGCGGCAGGCUACCAGCACAUUCGAAUGUACGACCUGAACUCCAAUAACCCCAACCCUGUGAUCAACUACGACGGCGUGAGUAAGAACAUAACCUCGGUCGGGUUCCAUGAAGACGGGCGGUGGAUGUACACAGGGGGCGAAGACUACAUGGCCCGCAUCUGGGACCUCAGGUCACGCAACCUUCAGUGCCAGCGCAUUUUCCAAGUGAACGCCCCCAUCAACUGUGUGUGCUUGCACCCCAACCAGGCAGAGCUUAUUGUCGGCGACCAGAGCGGCGCCAUCCACAUCUGGGACCUGAAGACGGACCACAACGAGCAGCUCAUCCCGGAGCCCGAGGUCUCCGUCAACUCCGUUCAUAUCGACCCGGAUGCCAGCUACAUGGCUGCCGUCAACAGUUCGGGGAACUGCUACGUGUGGAAUCUGACCGGCGGCAUUGGAGACGAGGUGACGCAGCUCAUUCCGAAGACCAAGAUCCCCGCGCACAAUCGCUAUGCCCUGCAGUGCAAGUUCAGCCCCGACUCCACGCUGUUGGCGACCUGCUCUGCCGACCAGACUUGCAAGAUCUGGCGGACGUCCAACUUCUCUCUCAUGACUGAGUUGAGCAUCAAGAGCAACAACCCGGGGGAGACCUCUCGUGGGUGGAUGUGGGACUGCGCUUUUUCGGGAGACUCUCAGUACAUUGUCACAGCCUCUUCAGAUAACCUGGCCAGACUGUGGUGCGUGGAAACCGGCGAGAUCAAGAGGGAAUACAGUGGCCACCAGAAAGCGGUUGUCUGCCUCGCCUUCAACGACAGCGUCUUGGGCUGAGGCCUCGGCGGCAGGGGCGGAGGGGGGGGUGAUCUGCAAACAGGGGAGGCCUCCCGACACCUUCCAUGCAAGCGGUGGGGGGGCUGCCAUGUUCUGUGGGGCUGGCUCUCCCCCAGCUUCCUCAGUGGGGUGAAGCUGAAUCUAGAAAAAACGGACUUAAUGUGAUGGGGGCUGUCUGGACCCUUUGCCUGGCGGGGGAAAGGAUGCGAAACAUGCAGCUGACCUUCCACUUCAUCUGCUAUUUGAAUUGGUUGAAGGCACCCCCCCCCCCAAGC
Pogona vitticeps (central bearded dragon) is the source of this 1374-nucleotide messenger RNA. It is a transcript of the gene MLST8, whose product is annotated as MTOR associated protein MLST8. Gene Ontology annotation, molecular function: protein binding. Gene Ontology annotation, biological process: TOR signaling; regulation of actin cytoskeleton organization. Lineage: Eukaryota; Metazoa; Chordata; Lepidosauria; Squamata; Agamidae. Gene Ontology annotation, cellular component: TORC1 complex; TORC2 complex. The record is from RefSeq and is a predicted model, not a curated record.